GCCGUUUCCUGGGAUUCAGUGUCUCAGACUUCAGAGACAAGUGGACAGACAGGCUGACAGGAUGCAGAAAGCGGUGACUCUUGUUUUCCUGCUGGUACUGGGCUGGACCGGGACCCUUCAGGGGCUCCCUGUACUCCCAGACCCUCUGUACACCACGCAGGAGAACUUUAAUCAGGCCCAGUUUUUGGGAACCUGGUAUGAUGUUGCUGUGGCAAGUACGUGUCCCCAUAUGCAAAGGCACAGGGGAGAUGCAGCCAUUGGUAAACUGGUACUGCAGCAAAGCACCGUCGAAGGCAAACUCAAGGCGACUCGAACAGCACUCAGACAUGGAACUUGUAAGGAGAUGUCUGUGGACUAUGAGUCGACCACCACACCUGGACGAUAUUCCUACCACAUUGAGAAGUGGAGGGCAGAUGUGGAUGCCUACGUGGUUCACACGAACUACAACGAGUAUGCCAUAAUGAUAAUGAGCAAACAGAAAACAUCUGGGCAAAAGAGCACCUCACUUAAGCUUUACAGUCGAACUAAGUCUGUGAGAGCCACAGUGCUGGAAGACUUUAAAACACUGGUCAGAGAACAGGGCAUGGCUGAUGACACUAUUAUCAUUAAGCAGGACAAAGGUGACUGUGUUCCUGGAGAGCAGGUGGCGGAGCCGUCAGCUCAGCCUGAGCCUCAGCAGCGGAAGAAGAGAAAUGUGGUGCCCUCUUUAGCUGCUGAUGAGGAGGGUUCUGGUAUUGAAGAUACUCCUCUUUUCAAUGGAACCAAGGCCUGUAAAGCAGCACCGGACUCAGGACCAUGUUUUGGACUGCACCAGCGUUACUUCUACAACUCCUCCUCAAUGAACUGUGAGCUCUUCAAGUAUGGAGGCUGUUUGGGCAACCAGAACAACUUUAACAGUGAGAGAGAGUGUCUGCAGAGAUGUCGCUCUGAAGCUGUGUGUCGCCUGUCCAUGGCAGCCCAACCCUGCACAGGCCAGCCACCAGUCUGGGCCUUUGACUCUACCGUUGGUCUGUGUGUGCAAUACAAAGCGGGCUUCUGCCAGACCAAUGCCAACAAGUUCUACAGCAAGGCCGAGUGUGAGGAGUACUGCGGUGUGGUGAAAGAUGAUGCAGAACUCCUGAGGGCAAACUGAGUGAGAAAAUGAAACAUCACUACUUACUUGAACUCAUCAUGCAGAGAUGUAACACGAGCUGGCUUCACAAAAGGCACUCACAGCACAUCAGCAAUAAAACAAAGUCAUUAUCCA
Molecule: messenger RNA, 1246 nt
Organism: Scatophagus argus
Lineage: Eukaryota; Metazoa; Chordata; Actinopteri; Scatophagidae
Product: protein AMBP-like
Exons: 10
Coding region: 62-1132 (356 amino acids)
Cellular component (GO): plasma membrane; cell surface
Molecular function (GO): serine-type endopeptidase inhibitor activity
Source: RefSeq, a predicted model, not a curated record